CCAGCGCGUCGUCGACGGGGCGCGGAGCGGCCGGUGGCUUUUGUGGGCGGUCGGCGUCCGCUGCCUCUACUCUUCGCCCUCCGCCCCGACGAGGCGUCCGUGGCCAGGCUUCCGCAGUCAUGCUGCGGUCGGCGCGGCUCGCGCAGCUCCUCUGAGUCCGGGAACGGCGACGAGCACGGCGGGCUCGGGUCGCCAUGCCUACCCGAGUGUGUUGCUGCUGCUCUGCUUUGCGUCCUCGCUACAAACGCCUGGUGGACAACAUAUUCCCUGAAGAUCCAAAAGAUGGCCUUGUUAAAGCUGAUAUGGAGAAACUGACAUUUUAUGCAGUGUCUGCACCAGAGAAGCUUGAUCGAAUAGGUGCCUAUCUGGCAGAAAGGCUGAGCAGGGAUGUUGUCAGGCAUCGUUCUGGAUAUGUUCUAAUUGCUAUGGAAGCGUUGGACCAGCUUCUUAUGGCCUGCCAUUCUCAGAGCAUCAAGCCAUUUGUAGAAAGCUUCCUUCAUAUGGUAGCAAAGCUCCUGGAAUCAGGGGAACCAAAGCUUCAAGUUCUUGGAACAAAUUCAUUUGUCAAAUUUGCAAAUAUUGAAGAAGAUACACCAUCCUAUCAUAGACGUUAUGACUUCUUUGUAUCUCGAUUCAGUACCAUGUGUCAUUCCUGUCAUAAUGAUCCAGAAAUACGAACUGAGAUUCGUAUUGCUGGGAUAAGAGGUAUUCAAGGUGUGGUUCGAAAAACAGUUAAUGACGAACUUCGGGCUACCAUUUGGGAACCACAGCAUAUGGACAAAAUUGUUCCAUCCCUUCUGUUUAACAUGCAGAAGAUAGAAGAAGUUGACAGUCGCCUAGGUCCGCCUUCCUCCCCCUCUGUAGCUGACAAAGAAGAGAACCCUGCAGUGCUCGCUGAGAGCUGUUUCAGAGAACUGCUGGGCAGAGCAACUUUCGGAAAUAUGAAUAAUGCUGUUAGGCCAGUUUUUGCGCAUUUAGAUCAUCACAAGCUAUGGGAUCCUAAUGAAUUUGCAGUUCACUGCUUUAAGAUUAUAAUGUAUUCUAUUCAGGCUCAGUAUUCUCACCAUGUGAUCCAGGAAAUUCUUGGACACCUUGACUCUUGUAAGAAAGAUUCUCCACGGGUUCGAGCAGGUAUCAUUCAGGUUCUGUUGGAGGCUGUCGCUAUUGCUGCUAAAGGUUCUAUAGGGCCAACAGUGCUGGAAGUCUUCAACACCCUGUUGAAACACCUGCGACUCAGUGUGGAGCUGGAAGCCAAUGACAGCCAGCAGGGGUCUGUGGGCAGCAUCCCCUUAAGUUCCAAGGACAAUGAUGAGAAGAUUGUGCAGAAUGCUAUCAUUCAGACAAUAGGAUUUUUUGGAAGUAACUUACCAGACUAUCAGAGGUCAGAGAUUAUGAUGUUCAUCAUGGGAAAAGUGCCUGUUUUUGGAACAUCAACUCAUACUUUGGAUAUCAGUCAACUAGGAGAUUUGGGAACCAGGAGGAUUCAGAUAAUGUUGCUGAGAUCUUUGCUUAUGGUGACUUCUGGAUACAAAGCCAAGACAAUUGUUACUGCUCUGCCCGGGUCGUUUCUGGACCCUCUGUUAUCGCCAUCCCUCAUGGAAGAUUAUGAGCUGAGGCAGUUAGUCCUGGAAGUAAUGCACAACCUCAUGGAUCGCCAUGACAAUAGGGCGAAGCUCCGCGGCAUCAGAAUUAUACCAGAUGUCGCUGACUUGAAGAUAAAAAGAGAAAAAAUUUGUAGACAAGAUGCAAGCUUCAUGAAAAAGAAUGGGCAGCAGCUAUAUAGGCACAUAUAUCUGGGCUGCAAAGAGGAAGACAACGUUCAGAAAAACUAUGAGCUCCUUUAUACAUCCCUGGCUCUUAUAACUAUCGAACUAGCCAAUGAAGAGGUGGUUAUUGACCUCAUUCGAUUGGCCAUUGCUUUACAGGACAGCGCUAUUAUCAACGAAGAUAACCUGCCAAUGUUUCAUCGGUGUGGAAUCAUGGCACUGGUUGCAGCAUAUCUCAACUUUGUGAGUCAGAUGAUAGCUGUUCCAGCAUUCUGCCAGCAUGUUCGCAAGGUUAUUGAAACUCGAACUAUGGAAGCCCCUUAUUUUCUACCAGAGCAUAUUUUCAGAGAUAAGUGCAUGCUUCCGAAAUCGUUAGAGAAGCACGACAAAAGUUUAUAUUUUCUGACCAACAAAAUUGCAGAGUCCCUUGGUGGAAGCGGGUACAGUGUGGAGAGGCUCUCAGUUCCUUAUGUGCCACAGGUGACAGAUGAAGAUCGUCUUUCUAGAAGGAAAAGUAUUGUGGAUACUGUAUCUCUUCAGGUGGACAUUUUAUCCAACAGUGUGCCUUCUGAUGAUGUGGUUAGCAACACUGAAGAAAUUACGUUUGAAGCACUGAAGAAAGCAAUUGAUACCAAUGGAAUGGAAGAACAGGAAAAGGAAAAGAGACGUCUUGUGAUAGAGAAGUUCCAGAAAGCACCUUUUGAAGAAAUAGCAGCACAGUGUGAAUCCAAAGCAAACUUGCUUCAUGAUAGACUUGCUCAAAUACUGGAGCUCACCAUACGCCCUCCUCCCAGUCCAUCUGGAACACUGACCAUUACUUCUGGGCAUGCCCAAUACCAGUCCGUUCCAGUCUAUGAGAUGAAGUUUCCAGAUCUGUGUGUGUAUUGACUGACUCAAUGAAGACUACAGCAUUUAAAAGAAUCUUAAAGCCUGAAACACAAGGCCAAGACAGUUUUCAGGAUUUGCAUAACGCUUACUGACGUGUCCUGAAAUGUGGUGGCAUUUAUCUCUGACCAUACACAUGUCAUUCUGUGUCAAUUGUGAGUACUUCUGAAGGUAGACUUAUGCCACGUUAAUUUGUUUUGAGGUUCCUGUUAGUGCUUAAGAUUGAACAUGUAUUGCUUUCACGUUAUGCCGUUGUUAAAUAGUAUGUUUUAAACUUUGCACAAACAUGAUUUAAAAAAAAAAAAGAUUGAAACUGUA
Microtus oregoni (creeping vole) is the source of this 2969-nucleotide messenger RNA. RefSeq names its product EFR3 homolog A (gene Efr3a). Bases 195 to 2654 code for a protein of 819 amino acids. The record is from RefSeq and is a predicted model, not a curated record. Gene Ontology annotation, cellular component: plasma membrane. Lineage: Eukaryota; Metazoa; Chordata; Mammalia; Rodentia; Cricetidae. The transcript is spliced from 23 exons. Gene Ontology annotation, biological process: protein localization to plasma membrane.